Messenger RNA from Xiphophorus hellerii (green swordtail), 1959 nucleotides. It is a transcript of the gene foxb2, whose product is annotated as forkhead box B2. Gene Ontology annotation, molecular function: DNA-binding transcription factor activity, RNA polymerase II-specific; RNA polymerase II cis-regulatory region sequence-specific DNA binding. The transcript has a single exon. Bases 506 to 1465 code for a protein of 319 amino acids. The record is from RefSeq and is a predicted model, not a curated record. Lineage: Eukaryota; Metazoa; Chordata; Actinopteri; Cyprinodontiformes; Poeciliidae. Gene Ontology annotation, biological process: regulation of transcription by RNA polymerase II; anatomical structure morphogenesis; cell differentiation.
CACACACGUCCACAAACACAGACUCACGCAUGCACACAACCCUCUGCUCACUCCUGACGUGUCCCCUAAGUGUCUGAAUAACAGAUAAUAGAGCCGACGACCUACGAGGGGGGCUUACAAAAACACGGCGCGACGAGUGAGAACGUCACACGUGUGGAGGAGAGGAGGAAAGAAAAGAGGAGCCACGCACAACCCGACCGUGCCAAGCGAGGGGACCUCACAACUUUUACGCACACAGGCUGAGUUUUGCGCACAACUUUAAAGAGCGUCGUUUCAGCGAAGAGACAUCGAGAGAGAACUAUGUUUGGAUGCGAGCACCUCUGAGGAUCCUACCUGUCAGUUGCAGGCCUUUUUGGUUGAUAAAGCGCAGUUACUCUAAUUUGAUGGCUCAGAUUUUUGGAAUCAACCAGCUGGAUGGAGACUGACUGUCAAGUAAGCAAGCGCGUAAAAUAAAACUAAAAAGUGGUUGAUUUAAAGCAGAAGCUUUAGGAGAUCAGUAUCAGCUAUGCCCCGUCCAGGGAAAAACUCCUACAGCGACCAGAAGCCUCCGUACUCCUACAUUUCACUGACAGCGAUGGCCAUCCAAAACUCCCCGGACAAGAUGCUGCCUCUGAGUGACAUUUACAAGUUCAUCAUGGAUCGCUUUCCAUACUACCGAGAGAACACCCAGAGGUGGCAGAACUCCCUCCGACACAAUCUCUCCUUCAAUGACUGCUUCAUCAAAAUCCCCCGGAGGCCCGACCAGCCUGGGAAGGGCAGCUUCUGGGCUUUGCAUCCGGACUGCGGGGACAUGUUUGAAAACGGCAGCUUCUUGAGGAGGAGGAAGCGUUUCAAGGUGCUGCGCGCAGAGCACAUGGCCUGCAAGACGUCCCCGAUGAUGCACUACUUCCACCAUCACCACCACCACCCGGGCAGCAAGCUGGGAGCCGCACCGGCUCACCCCGAACACCCGGUUGCCCCGGCAGGCGUGGGUCGGCUCCCUCACUUCCAGAGCUACGGGGGGAUCACCUGCACGCAGCCCGGUGGGUUUAAGCAUCCUUUCGCCAUCGAGAACAUCAUAGGAAGGGACUACAAAGGCGUGGUGGCCGGCGGGCUUCCUCUCACCUCGGUCAUGCAUCACCUAGGUUACCCGGUGCCCCCUCAGCUCAGCAGCGUAGUCAACUCCAUGUGGCCGCACGUCGGCGUGCUGUCGGAGACCAUGAGCGGCGUGCCCGUGCCCGCACCAUCAUCUGAGUACGCGCCCUUCAGCGUGUCCGCCAAGGGCCUGUACCACAGCGCCAGCGGGCCAACCCUGCCCGCGAUCCCGGUGCCCAUAAAGCCGACCCCGUCUCUGGGUCCGAUGCCCGGUCUAACGGGGAUGCAGACCGGCCCGACCCAGCUCUGCUCUGCAGGGUCGGUGAUGGAAAAGAGCGAUCUGCUGGAGGGAAAGGGAGCCCCGCUGCACCCGGCUCUGCUGCUGUCCUAACCGGGUAAAAAGUGUGUUCAUUUCAGCUCUUUUUCCUCUCUUAAAGGAAUCCGUGAUAAAUAAAUCAGAACAGGCCUAUCUGAGACGCAAACUUGUCAUCAACUGUUGUAAAAUACGUACUUGUACUCUGUAACUAAUUUCUCAUUUAGACCUUUGUGUUUAAAAAUCUUAAUUAAUUUGCACACUUUGCAAGGGCAUUUACCACCAAAGUGGCGAAUAUAAUCAGACAAGCAGAUUCCAAAGAAAGCUUUCACUCAAAAGACUUUCCUAAAUGCAAAAUAAGAAAUUAUAUUUUUUUUGCUGUCAUUCUUUACAGUAAAUCGUUGCGAGUCUGUUCGCUAAAGUAAAAGUAGGCCUUUUGCUUUCUUUAAAAAAAUAAUAAUAAUUAGGCCUGUUGCACUUUUUUGUCUGUUCUUUAGCAGUUUAUUAAACAUGUUAUGACUGCAUUAUAAUCCUAUUUACCUGAAGAUAUUUAUAAAGAAUUUGAAACUCAA